Molecule: messenger RNA, 666 nt
Organism: Chondrus crispus (carragheen)
Lineage: Eukaryota; Rhodophyta; Florideophyceae; Gigartinales; Gigartinaceae
Exons: 1
Coding region: 1-666 (221 amino acids)
Cellular component (GO): cytosol
Molecular function (GO): phosphatase activity; magnesium ion binding
Source: RefSeq, a predicted model, not a curated record
AUGGGCCCGCUCGCCGCCCACUUGCAGGCUGCCGCCGCCGGCGACUUCCCUGGCAUCUUCCUCAACGGGCUGCUUGUCUUCGGCCGGGCGGGCGACGUCAUCUUCGAGCGCUGCCUGGCCCGCGACCACGCGCUGUACAUCCUCGAGCAGGCCGAGCGCUCGGGGUUGACUGUCCUGUUCUACGCGGGGGAUCGCGUCUUGGUGAGGGAGCGCACACUGGAGACCGAUAUGUUCAUCGUGUCGCACGAGCCCGUGCCGACCGCCGUGGGGGAUUUGGCGGAAGCCGUGCGGGGGACGGCCGUGCACAAGGCGCUGCUUGUCGAUCCGCGCAAGGAUGUCGUAAGGUAUCGACGAGAGAUGACGGACGCAUUUGAGGGGGUUGCGGACAUUACGCAGGCGCGCCCGGACGUGCUUGAGGUGCUGCCGGUUGGGGCGAGUAAGGGGGAGGCCUUUGUGACGCUGCUUCAUCAUCUAGGGGUUGAGAAGGAGCAUACCAUGGCAAUCGGCGAUGGUGAGAAUGAUGUCGAGAUGAUUAAGGCGGCCGGUUUGGGCGUCGCUGUGGCUAACGCUGUGCCCCAGAUGCUCAGUGUGGCCGAUGAGGUCGUUUGUGCCAAUGAUGAGGCCGCUGUGGAAGAGGCGAUUCGCCGCUUUGUGGCUUGCCAGUAA